GGCCGGCAGGACAGGGACAAUCCAGGCCGGGACUCAUUCUGGAAGGGAUUUUGCGUCUCUCUUGAAGGAGCUGGCAGAGCCAUGAGCUCCAGCGUGGACGCAGGCUGCGAGCGGUGCCGGUGCCACGGCAAGGAGCGGCAGCCCGCCAUCCUGUACACGCUGCUGAGCCAGGAGCUGCGGCCGCGGCAGCAGUGCCCGUGCCGGCAGCGCCGCGCCGUGUGCCUGCGCACGCCGCAGCUCACCUGCCGCGCCGCCUCGCACGUGCUGCUCAAGACCAUCAGCUUCGUCAAGAACGUGGCCGCCUUCCGCCUGCUGCCGCGCGAGGACCAGCUGCUGCUGCUGGACGGCUGCUGGGUGCCGCUCUUCCUGCUGGGGCUGGUGCAGGAGAUGGUGACCUUCGAGGUGAUGGAGGCGCCGGCGCCCAGCAUGCUCAAGAAGAUCCUGCUCAGCGGGCAGAGCAAGGGGCAGGAGCCCGAGGGGGCACAGCCCACGCUGGCGGCCGUGCAGAGGCUGCAGGGCUGCCUCAACAGCUUCUGGAGGCUGGACCUGAGCCCCAGCGAGUUCACCUACCUGAGGGGAGCCAUCCUCUUCAAUCCAGACAUCCCGGGGCUGCGGGCCGCCCUGUACAUCGAGAGCCUGCAGCGGGAGGCGCAGCGGGCGCUGCGGGAGCUGCCGCACCCCGAGCACCGCCAGCGCGUCCCGCACACCCUGCGCCUCGCCGCCUCGCUGGGCUCCGUCCCCGCCGCCCUGGUCACGGCGCUCUUCUUCCGACCCGUCAUCGGCGACGCGGCCAUGGGCGAGCUGCUGGCCGAGAUGCUCUUCGAGGUGUCGGGCUGGCCGCAGGCGCCCUGGGUGCCGCUGCCCCGCUGA
Molecule: messenger RNA, 870 nt
Organism: Zonotrichia leucophrys gambelii
Lineage: Eukaryota; Metazoa; Chordata; Aves; Passeriformes; Passerellidae
Gene: NR0B2
Product: nuclear receptor subfamily 0 group B member 2
Exons: 2
Coding region: 82-870 (262 amino acids)
Biological process (GO): circadian rhythm; negative regulation of transcription by RNA polymerase II
Cellular component (GO): cytoplasm; nucleus
Molecular function (GO): transcription corepressor activity; transcription factor binding
Source: RefSeq, a predicted model, not a curated record